Messenger RNA from Columba livia (rock pigeon), 3517 nucleotides. RefSeq names its product RBBP8 N-terminal like (gene RBBP8NL). The transcript is spliced from 15 exons. Lineage: Eukaryota; Metazoa; Chordata; Aves; Columbiformes; Columbidae. The record is from RefSeq and is a predicted model, not a curated record. The coding region runs from base 387 to 2432 and encodes 681 amino acids.
AGACUGCAAAGAAAAAUUAUGGCUUAUUGUCUGUGCAAGUUCACCUACACUGCUCACUCCUGUCUCCCGUGUCCCAGAUGACAGUGUCUUGAUCACAACUUAACCGAGCCACAGGAGUCGAAGCAGAGACAGAGAGGCAGCCCUCCAACCCGUGGUCAGGAGCAUCCCACCCAGAAGAACGAUGCCAGCGGUACCCAGAAGAUGCCGGGGGACGGUCCAGCCCCAUGUGUGAGAGUCGACCUGUCAGGGACCCCCACACCUGGACCCUGUGUCCCACUCUGAGCUGAACAUCAGGCGAUGCAGAGAGCAGACUGAAACUUGAGUAAUUUGAAACGAAAGGACAUCCUCGCACUCGAAGCAGCCCGACGUGUGGCACAGCCUUGAACAUGACCACAGAGAGUUUUGCAGAGUUCCUGAAUAAACUCAAAGAAAUCCAUGAGAAAGAGGUCCAAGGUCUGCAGAGCAAGCUGAUGGAGCUGACGACAGAGAAGUGCCGCGAUGCUCAGAGAAUUGAAGAGCUGUUUGCUAAAAAUCACCAAUUAAGGGAACAACAGAAGGUCCUUAAAGAAAAUGUGAAGGUGUUAGAAAACAGGCUGCGAGCGGGUCUCUGCGACAGAUGCAUGGUCACCCAGGAGCUGGCAAAAAAGAAGCAAAAUGAGUAUGAGACCUCGCAUUUCCAGAGCCUGCAGCACAUCUUCAUCCUCACUAACGAGACAAACCGCCUGAGGGAAGAGAACAAAACUCUCAAGGAAGAACUGAAGAGGCUCCGUAGUCUUGAGGAUGGGACAAAACACCCAGGAGUCACCUCCAGAGAAAGCAGCUCCACCUCCAACUCCCCCUUGGCAUUACUGUCCCCCACAAGCAGAAAUGCUGGCACAGAGAAAGCAGCUCACAGGGGAGCAGAAGAAGCCCAUCAUGAUGUGCCGAGCCCUGAGCUGGGAGAAGAAAAGCCUGCAGGACAGAGAAGCUCUCCAAGCAGCAGGACUUCCCCAAGCACUGUCCUCCAAGAAGUCAGCCUCGCAGAAAUGGCAUCCCAGAGGAUCGCCAACCAGCUGCAUGGAACCAUCGCCCUGGUGAGACCUGGCUCCAGACCCUGCCUCCUGGAGAAAAGUCCUUCAGGGGCAGCAGUGUCCCCUCCCGUGAGGAAGCCUCCUCUCCCGCCGGAGCGCGAGCACAGCCCCAGCCUCGAGAGUUAUUUAACAGCAAGCAAGCCAGGCUCCCCCAAGGUUUCUCCAUCAUAUGAAAACCUAAAAAUGACUGCACGAAGAGAGCAGCUCUGUCUCCUGCACAAGCACCUUUCCCUGCACCAGCUGGGGCUGGUGAGCAGCUGCACCUCGGCUGACCGGGAUGGCAGUAGCUUCUCCAGCCAUUUGCUCAGGUCCAAAGAUGCCGAUGGGAGGACGAGGUCGCAUGACGGCUGGGAAGAUCACGCAGCCUUGCUGAAGCUUCCUGCCACCAUGGUGUACGUGAGGGAUCAGCACCUGGAGGAGAAGCUGCAGCUCCUCAAGCAUAGGGAACGGCUCCAGCAUUUCCUCAUGCAGCAGUGCCAGCCCGACCAGCGGGCUGAUGGAGACCCAAAGCCCGUCCAAGAGGAGCGGCCACUCUCCCCAUGGCUGAGCAUCACACCGGCAUGCAAGGAGGAAAGGUCCUUCCUGGAGGAUGCCAUGGAUGGGAAAGCAGAGAAGGAUCUUUUGCUGAGCCGAGACAGCAUCAAGCUCCGAGGAAAGGUGGAGGCAACAAGAGACGAUAGUGCAGACGCACCGCUGGAUCUGUCAGACUCCAGCCGUGGCAGGGAAAUGGGCUGGCACAACCGGCGGGAGCCCCAGGGGGCUGGUAGCCCACGGCUGAGCCCCAGGGAGAGCCCUGCCUUGCCGGUAGCCUGUGGCCCCUGCGGGAGACACGGGGCAGAGAGGGACAACUUGUGUUUACCCUGCCACUGGCCCAAUGCCACCCGGGCACUGCCUGAUGCUGUCAAGGAGGAGGAAGAAGAGGAGGAGGAGGAGGCAGCAGCUGUGCUCGCUUUCUCACGGGCACAUCCAACAAACAAGUCCACGCCAAGCAAACCAGAGGCUCUUCCAGAGACCGGGGUGAGACUGGCUGUCAGCGCACAGAAAGCAGAACCAGAUGAUGAUGAUGCUGAGUCUGGGAAGCAGGAAUCUGAUGAGCCAGACACGACGGACAGCGAGGUGGCUGCCCCGUAUGAAGAUGACAUCCUACAAGAAGCCCAGGCUGAUGGGAAAUAUUUUUGCACGAAAGACAAAGCUCAUGCACUGCAGAAGAAGAGAAAAAGAGGACAGGAUCCCUGGACAAAAGGAGCUAAGAAGUCAAUGAGAGGAAGAAAGAAAGUCAAAGUGGAGCAGUGUUCAGUGGGGGUCACAAAGGAACUUGAGAAUUGCUCUGCUUCCCACAACGACACCUCUGAGGAGAGCUAGCAGCGGGGCGGGAUGAGCAGCGGCACCGACGCUGCCGACCAAAGGAGAGGGCUUGGAGACCUCAGCAUCCCACCCAGGCUGGGAGAGUGGCUCCUCCUGCUGAGCCGGGCCAGGCGCUGGGGAUUUCAUAAGGACUCAUCAAGGAGUAAAACACCCUGAAAAUCCUCAGUCGGUGCCCUGGGAGGGGCUGUGCAAGGUGUAGGUGGUACCUGGAGCUGGCAGGUCACUGCUGAUGGAGCAGCGCCGUGACCUUCAGACUGGUGCUAGGAACAGGAGACACCUUUACAGCACUCACCCUGCAUCAGCACCAUGUUUCUCCCUAGGAUUUCAUGCAAGGAGAAUGGACUAUCCAGACCCCACCCUCCAUGAACAUCAUCCAGGUGGCUGGUCGAAGGGUGGUGACCAAGCUGGACACAGCAGGGCCCCACGCACAAACCUGCAUUGAUUAAAUCCCUACCCAGGGCUCAUACACAUGUGGAUCUUAUUUGGCCUGGAGAGAAAACUCAUGUUUUUCUAGUUAAGCGAGGAGCAAGGACAGGGGCAGGGAGGUGGAACAUGGCCCUGGAGAUGGCAGGGAGAAGAGCAUGAGAUGGGAGGGCUUGGUGGUCCCAAGGUGUCCUGCUGGAAGAGGCGCAUGUGGGAGCCCCAGCCCCUCAGACUGCAGAGAGGCAGCCUGGGAUUGGGAGAACUGGGAGAGGGAGGGAACUUUUAUGCGACUAUAAAAUAAUCUCCUCCCUAUGACAAUCCCUUGAUAAGCAAACUGUGCAGACAUCAUGCCAAAAAUAAUGAACUCUUCAAUUUCUGUUUUUUUUAAGGAGAUUUUUUUUUUUUCCUCCACUUGCACAAGACCACCACAGGUUUGACCUUUGUUUAUGGGACUUCUAUUUUCUUUUAUAUUUUUUCUUGCCAUUUUCAGCUGAUGCCCCAUAUCUCUGUGCAGGACGUGUGUGAGGGGCUGGCAGGGACACGUAUUUCAUAGUUAGGGCAAUCCCACAACUGUAAAAACAAAUAAAGGUUUUGUCAGCUCUGUGUAAAGGGCUCCACUGAGCAAGUGGCUGAAGUAAAAUAAAACUUUAUACACUGCA